Drosophila rhopaloa is the source of this 1793-nucleotide messenger RNA. RefSeq names its product translocon-associated protein subunit alpha. Gene Ontology annotation, cellular component: endoplasmic reticulum membrane; endoplasmic reticulum. The record is from RefSeq and is a predicted model, not a curated record. Lineage: Eukaryota; Metazoa; Arthropoda; Insecta; Diptera; Drosophilidae. The coding region runs from base 167 to 1075 and encodes 302 amino acids. The transcript is spliced from 3 exons.
UGCCCAUUCGGCCUCUGUUUUCGCCGCUAUUCCGCGUUUUCGUCACUCUAUCAUUUUCACUCGAUCGCGAAGGUUGUGUGUGCGUGUGUUUUCCCCGAUUUCCCAGCCGAAAUUCCGUGUGCCGCGUAUUUAAUUGGAGCCAAAUAGGAAAGGAAAAGCCAGCAAGAUGAGGCAUUUGAUGUUCCUAAUGCUGAUGGUCCUGCCCAUCGUUAUUUGCACCUUCUCGGCGCCCAACAAGUUUGGUGCCUAUGCCGCCGAGGCGGUGGAGGACGACCUGGUUGACGUGGACAGCGAGGAGGGAGCAGUGACCGGCGAGGAUGCGGAAGCGGAUGAGGACAGCGACUCGGGGAGCAGCAGCUCGCCAAAUGCGGACACCUACCUGCUCUUCACGAAGCCUCUGUACACACCUGGCCAGCAGUUGGAUCUUCCCGGCGGCAAGCCCGUUGAGUUCCUGAUCGGAUUCACGAACAAGGGAGCCGAGGAGUUUGUGAUCGAGACGGUGGAGGCCUCCUUCCGCUAUCCCAUGGACUUCAACUACUUCAUCCAGAACUUCUCGGCGGUGGCCUACAACCGCGAGGUUAAGCCCGGCUUCGAGUCGACCGUUUCGUACACUUUCCUGCCCUCGGACCAGUUUGCCGGCCGUCCCUUCGGACUGAACAUUGCUCUGGCCUACCGCGAUGCCAAUGGCAUUCAGUACAACGAGGCUGUCUUCAACGAGACCGUGCUGAUCUCGGAGGUCGAUGAGGGUCUGGACGGCGAGACCUUCUUCCUGUACGUCCUGCUGGCAGGCAUUGUUGUCCUGCUCCUUGUCAUCGGACAGCAGUACCUGCUGGGCAGCUCCGGCAAGCGCAAGCGUGCCGCCGCCAAGAAGGUGAUCGAGACUGGAACCGCCAACGACAGCAACAUCGACUACGAUUGGGUGCCCCAGGAAACGCUGCGAGCGCUGCAGAAAUCCCCGCCCAAGUCCAAGACGCCCAAGACCUCGCCAAAGCCCGGCAAGCAGGCCAGUCCCAAGGCCGCCAGCCAGCAGAGCCCCAAGCAGCGCAAGGUCAAGCGCUCCGCCGGCGACGACUAAGUCAAUCCGCUCAAGACUGCACAUAUCCCAACAACACCAAGAGCGGCUGCGGCAACAACAACAUCAGCGGCAGCCGGAGCAGCAACAGCAAACCCCCAACAAAACCCAUUUUCAUCCUGUAGGGAGCAGAGCAUACAGUUUCGUAAUUAAUUAGUUAUGUAUAUCAUGUUCGAUCAUUUCUAGAGAUACUAUCAUAAUUUUUUUUUCGUCUAUCGCGAGAUUGUUAGUCUUUAACGAAUAACGAAUAACGAACCAAUGUUUACACAGUUUUGUUUUAGAAAUUUGAACUUUAAAAUGCCCAACUGCACAUACUCCAAACACGAAAAACAAACUAAAAAUCCAACAAAAAUGAAACCUAUAGAAAUUCCUUUGUGAAAUUGUCUUCGUUUGUUGAAGACACAUUAUAGAAAGAGGAGCAGCUUAGAGAAUGAGUCGAACUAUAAGGAAUAUGUGAAAAUGGAUUGAUUGAGAUGUAAGGCAACAAACCCUUCCAACUGUACGAUAAAUUUAAAUUAGUCCUAUUAUUACAAAUCAAUUUGUGUUUUAAUUUGCAUUUGCCCAUCCAAUUCCGAUCUUGACUGUCAUUCUUUUUCUGUUAGGAAGGAUAGAUGUUGAAGUGAGUUUUUUUUAGCUAGAGAAGUCGCAGGAAGUCGACCGAAGAAUAAGGAAAAAAUUUUCUUACAACAAAAAAACAUCAAUAAAAUUUGAAAAAAAUAUA